AUGACAAACCAACUGCUCUUCCUGUGUACCAUAACCACAACCACCGCCAUAAUCCACAGCGUCAAUGCGGCCUUCUUCGUGAUAUUCGCAGCGGCCGCCUACUGGAUCUACAGCACUUGGCGCCGGCACAGUCCGCCUAGCAAAUGGCGACGUAUAGGCGUGGUGGAUCGAAUGAACAUCUAUCCGCUGAAAUCCGCAGGCCCACUCGAAUUGAAACCCGAAGAUGAAGUGACCUGUGAUCUGUUGGGUCUGCGCUUCAAUGCCGCACACGAUCGUUCAUUAAUGCUGGUCGGUGAUCAAAAUCAAAUGAUCUCCGGUCGCCAAUAUCCCAAAUUGGUUUUAGUGCAUCCCAAAAUGUUAUCGCCAACGCGUGUAGUCUUCACCGCACCCGAUAUGGAAGACCUCGAGUUGGACUACUCGCACUUGAUGGAGCAGUCACAGGGUCGUGGUGUGUACACUUCGAUUUUUGGCGCCAAAAUCAAAGCUUUACUCUGCGGUGAGCGCUACGACAAGUGGUUCUCGCAUUUCCUACUCGGACAAGAAAGUGGCAUGCGUUUGGCGUAUUAUCCGUACCGCAAGCCGGUGCGUGCCAUCAAUAUGCGCAUGAUACAUCAACCGCUGGUGACUUGCGAUGACACGGGCACCUUUAACAACGCCACCAGUUAUAUGCUCAUCAAUUUGGCCUCGGUGAAAGACCUAAACACACGCAUACCACAUCCGGCGCAUCCGUUGCAAUUCCGCGGUAGCUUUCAGUUGAGAAUGGACGAAGAAGUGGCGUACGCAGAGGAUAAUUGGAAGUGGGUGAGAAUUGGUGAAAAUACUAUCUUUCGCGUGCUCGCACCGUGUACUCGCUGUAUUUUUCCCACCACAAAUAUUUUCACCGGCGAACGUGACCAAGACGGCGAACCGCUGAAAACGCUAAACAAAUACCGACUGUGGCCUCAUCAAACUGGUCCGUCUUUGGGCAUACAAAUGGGCUUACGCCAGACUGGUAUAGUGAAAGCAGGUGAUGUCAUCUAUAUAGAAGACAUGUAGGCGGAGUAUGCGCGGGAUUUUAUUGUAUUAAAAUUGUUGUCUGAGAUCUUUCAGCAAAAAAUUUAUCAACAGCAUAAG
Messenger RNA from Bactrocera neohumeralis, 1113 nucleotides. RefSeq names its product mitochondrial amidoxime-reducing component 1-like. Lineage: Eukaryota; Metazoa; Arthropoda; Insecta; Diptera; Tephritidae. The transcript is spliced from 3 exons. Gene Ontology annotation, molecular function: molybdenum ion binding; pyridoxal phosphate binding; catalytic activity. The record is from RefSeq and is a predicted model, not a curated record. The coding region runs from base 1 to 1035 and encodes 344 amino acids.